AGUGUCCGGAGUUUUCUGUCUCUAUGCCGCUAAAUUCAGGAGCGUUUUUAUUUUAAACUAAAUAAAAUCUGUUCGUUUCUUCGCGUCGAUGAAAGAACAAAGAGAAGCGGCGGGUUCCAGGAUGGAGCUUUCAUCUUUGCUUCAUGACCUUCAUCUCUUGUCCUCAGAGAAGCCCCUCCCCUCUCCUCCUCUCCCUCCAAUCACAGAGCUCCUGUCUCGGCUGCAGGAGAAGCUGAUUGGUGCGUCCUCAGACUCUGAGACAAACUCCCUGAUUGGUCACAUGGAGCGGCUCUUUCAGACAGCUGAUCCUGAUUGGCUCUUCUCACCGGCUUCGGCCAAUGAGGAGGAGGGUUGGGCGGAGCUUCAGUCAGCGUACAGGUCUCUGACAGAAGCUGUGAUUGGCUGUGCAGCUCUGCCGCUCUGUGAGGACAACGUCAGCUCUGUGAUGGCUGCAGCCUAUCAGAGCGUCCCGGGCCGAGCCGUCCGGGCAUGCUCUGCUCUCAGGGUGCUGCUAGGAGCUCUGGGAAACUUGGAGAGGACCGAUCUGCUGCUGACGGUGGCUCCACCUGUGUGUGUGUUCGCCGUGACACACUUCCAGGAUCAGCCGUGGACCUCCUCCUCCUCCAGGGCAGCGGCACGGAGCCUGCAGGAGGCGCUGCUGAGGGCUGGGGGCUGGUCAGACUCCGCCCACCUCCUGAUGGGGGACAGGAGUCCGGGGGAGGAGGGGCGGAGCAGAGCAAUCGUGGGAGGAGUACUGGACGUCCUGCAGCCUCAACUCACCAAGGACUCGUGGCAGCGUUGUGAGGCGGUGAAGCUGGUGUUUGCAUGGACACUCCUGCAGGUGACUCGUCCUUCUCUCUCCCCUUACCUGCCUUGCCUCCUCCCCCCCUCCCUCCUCCUCAAUGACCACUACAGACCAGAGAACUGCAUGCUGGGAGUUCGCUGUCUGCACCAUAUUGUACUCAACACACCUGCUGCUGAUCUCCGUCAGUUCAACAGAGCAGAAGUUCUCUAUCAAGCGUUAUUCAAACACCUGUACACCACAGAGGCUGCUGUCAUACAGCUGGUCCUGUCCUGUCUGUUGGACCUGCUGUUGGUGCUGGAGAAGCCCCCCUCCUCACUCGCCCCCUCCUCCGCCCGCAGGAAGCCCUGUCGCCAUGACAACGUGCUGUGUCUGGUCCUGACCCACAUGGAGGCGGAGCACAAGGUGCCGCUGCGACACGUCUACGCCUCCGCCCUCCCUCUGUACAUCGACAGGAUGGGCGUGGCCGUGUGCAGACAUCUGCAGCGGGUGGAGCGGGUGGUGCUGGGAUACCUGGAGAUCAGAGAUCCACCUGAGGAGACGGACAGACUGAAGAUGCUGGAGGUGCUGCAGAAAACCACCAGAGCAGCCUGGCCCCGGAUGGAGCGUCGUGUCGACGUGUUGCUGCGCUGCUUGUUGCGGCUGCUGCUCGAUGUUUCAUCAGACUCUGAGCUCAGCGACUCCGUCAGACUGAAGCUGAUGAAUGAAACCUCGCUCUGCAUCAAACUGCUGGACGGCUGCUCGUACGGAAAACUACAGCCUCUCCUUCAGCAGCUCGACAGCAGCUGUUGCAGCCCUGAGGUGCUCGGUUGCCUAGCGACUGUUACUGUGACAGCAGAGAGGUGACGCAGCACACCUUAAACACCUGGAAGUCUGACUUUUUCCUGUCAGAUGGAUCAGGACAGAGCAGAGGACAUGUGAUUGGACAGUCGAUUCCACAGACAUUGAUGUUGAGUGUUGGAGACUUUUAAUUUGAAAAGUUCAGACCCAAAUCAUCAGCGUGUAACUCCGUCUCUCAUCACUUCCUGUCUGUGUCUCAGCGCAUUGGUUCCUACUGAAGACAUUAAUCUGUAAAACUCCUCACAAAUAUAAAUCUUCAUUUUUAAUUUCCUCGAACAGCUGAUCUCUGUAGUUCCUGUCAGACAAACAGGAGGAAAUGGUGUCUUUGUUGGGGACUAUUUUCAGUGGAGGAUUAAUCCACAUUCAGUGCUGUAGUGAGCGUUUGUGGCAGGGGGAGGAAGACACAUCACAGGACUGUUAGUGGAGACGUUC
This is a messenger RNA of Seriola dumerili (greater amberjack), 2074 nucleotides long. RefSeq names its product TELO2 interacting protein 2 (gene tti2). The transcript is spliced from 10 exons. The record is from RefSeq and is a predicted model, not a curated record. Gene Ontology annotation, cellular component: nucleoplasm; cytosol; centrosome. Bases 89 to 1648 code for a protein of 519 amino acids. NCBI's taxonomy places the organism in Eukaryota, Metazoa, Chordata, Actinopteri, Carangiformes, Carangidae.